AUGAAUACGACACCGAUGUGGACCGCAAAUGACAUCCACGCCAUUCACUCGCCACUCAGUAACUCAAUACAAUUGCCCACAUUUAAGGUGAAUAUGGACACGGAGUCCGUGAGGUCGGGCUAUAGUGACCGAUCCAAACGUAGCAGAGGUCACGCAUCCCAUAGUGUGUCCCACAGUAACAGUAAUAACGUGUUGGCCGGCAAUCAUAUGAAUGUCAACCAUAUGGGCAAUCAUGUGAACCAUUUAGGGAAUCAUGUCAAUCACGUGAAUACCAAUCAUCACCCGUACGGCAAUCACCGCAACCAUAACCACACUUCUGGUCACAACCACCGGUCGGCCAGUAGGCACUCGCACCGGUCGACUCGCAGCGAACGGGCGUUUGUCAGCAAAUUGGAGUCACCGGACGAGCGCCACGAAGGCGGCGGCGGUCAGGAAGUGAUCGAAGUCCAGAUACUACCUCAGGAUGACAAUUGGGGCGACAACACGACCGCCAUCACCGGCAACACCAGCGACCACUCGGUCUCCAUCGACGACAUCAAUAAGAUCGGCAAAGACUUGUGGAGAGAACAGAGUUUGUCGUUCAGGUGUCAGAUGUGGUCGGGAUCUGUUGUGUCGGCGUUUUUAUCGUUGUGUGCCUUUAUAUCACCGGUGCUGAUGGUGGUGUUGCCUAAGAUCGACGCCCUCGAGUGGAAAACCGCUGAAUGCGGGCCAGAAUGCGAUGGACUGAUCAUCAGCUUUGCAUUUAAACUGUUGAUCCUAUUAGUGGGCAGUUGGGCUAUAUUUGUGCGCCGGCCCCGGGCCACGAUGCCCCGCAUAUUCAUCUACCGGUCUAUAGUACUGGCGCUCAUAUUUGUGUUUAUGGUGUCGUAUUGGCUCUUCUAUUUGGUGAGGAUCGCCGAAAAGCGGUUCAAUGACUACGAUUUGGUCAGUUAUCACAGCAUUGUGUUGUUCGCCGUCUCCCUCGUCGACGCCUUACUAUUCAUCCACUACUUAGCCGUUGUGUUGAUAGAGAUCCGACACAUUCAGCCCCAGUAUUACAUAAAAGUGGUCCGAUCUCCGGACGGCAAGAGUCGCAACUAUAACAUCGGACAACUCAGUAUCCAAAGGGCGGCCGUUUGGGUACUCGAGAAGUACUACCGGGACUUUGAUAUAUACAACCCGUACUUAGAGUCAUUGCCCACCAAAAAGGGCCGGAAGUCUGGUAUCACUGCUAAUCACUUAAACUCGACGUCUGCUGCCAUUAAGUACUACGACAUCGAAGGCAUAACCAGCGCCGCCAAUCAUACCAAUGUCAUCGGCUCCACAUCGAUGGGCAUUAAUAUGGGAAACGGGAACCGAUCCUUCCUUAAUGGCAUGAAUAUGAAUGGCAGCACAAGCGGUGACCUCAGGAAUAGGAGGGAGAGUAGGGAUAGAGGAGACACUUCUAGUCAUCAUCACAGCCAUCAUCACCACAACGAGCGCUUCUAUGAGGAGCACGAGUACGACAGGAGAGUCAGGAAAAGGAGGGCCCGACUCAUCACUGCCACCGAAGAUGCGUUCACUCAUAUCAGGAGAAUGCAAGACGAGAGAGGUCCAGCUAUUCCUAUGGAUCCGAAAGAGGCAGCGCAGGCUAUCUUCCCAUCCCUGGCCCGUUCACUACAGAAGUACCUGAGGAUAACCCGCCAACAGCCGCGACACUCAAUGCAAUCAAUAUUAGAUCACUUGGCACUGUGUCUCAGCUUUGACAUGAGUCCCAAAGCGUUUCUCGAGAAAUAUCUGGUCGCCAGCCCUGUCCUACAAUCCGAUAACGAACGCAAACCAUUGCAGACAUGGAGUCUCGUCUGUGAUAUACUGCUGUCCCGUUCCAUAGAAGAGGGAACUGUAUUCCUGUUGAGACAGUCAGACGUAUCACUACUGGUGUCUGUCCAUCAAUUGCCUCAUUUCAAUGUCGUCGAGGAAGUGAUUGAUCCCAAGUCUAACAAAUUUGUGUUUCGACUCAAUUCGGAGACCUCUGUCUGA
Oppiella nova is the source of this 1998-nucleotide messenger RNA. Lineage: Eukaryota; Metazoa; Arthropoda; Arachnida; Sarcoptiformes; Oppiidae. The record is from the annotation of a GenBank genome assembly.